AGUAAAAAGAUAAGAAAAGAAAUAAGGCCCUAUCACAGUGCAUUCUCAAUUUGAAAAAAACUCAAACAAUUGCUACAUUCAAUUUUUUAUUUAGCGUUAAAACUGAAAAUUGCAGCUUAAUCAUCAAUUAGGUUAACUUAUUUAUUGAAGAUAACCGCACUGUUCGCCACAGAACACAAAGUGCUGUCCGUAAUUUCGCAAUGGAAAACUGUAGGGAACUUUAGUUAUUGCGACAUCUUUUCCUUUCGUUUUUUUCCCGCUCCUGUUUGAACUUUACCCGUAAGAUUUUUUUAUUUAUUUUUCCCGUCUCAGCUAUUCCGUCAUUCAGUUCUGCUUAACUGAUAAAUUGGCUGCUUAUUGACGAACAUCUGUGGUCGAUUCGUUUUCGUUCGAAUAAAUGAGAUCAUUUUUAACUCUGGAAAGAGUCAAUAUUACAGAUUGUGAGAUGCACUCAACUUUUGACAACAAUGUCUGUUGAAACCCAGCUGUAAAUACGCAUGGUUUGAAUUAGUGCUUGAAUAAUAACCGUAGUGAUUUAUUUAACAUUAAACUCGGUUUGAACAUUAAGUUGUGCUAAUACAAUAUUGUACUUUAGGCGAUCAAAUGAUUUGUUGUUACGAUCACCGAACACUUUUAUGCUCGACUGCUUCCCCGGAUAUGUUAUAACACUCUCCCAUGGUGUGUGACCAUGAAAGAAAGGCCAUCUCGGCCUUCCAAGUGGUAUCCAUUCCCAAACCAAAUCUCUGUAUCCAACGAGUUCGUUCAUAGUGAUGUUCGAGUGUUGUUUCGACAAACUUCUCGACUCAGGAACGUGUCUUGAUAAACCAGCACAUACGUGGAAACAGAGUAAUCUACUUUUACUGAAUUAAAGCCUGUGCGACUAUAUAGAGGAUUGAACAAUGACGAAAAGAGCUAAUUGAUAAUUAGAACGUUUUCAUUACGAGUUACUUUAUUUUCCACUAUUAAAAUCGAAAUUAUCAGGAAGAGAGUUUGUUUUUCUCAUUAUCUUUAAACCGUCCAUUGGUCCAAGUAGCGUUUCUCACGUCCGUAUUUUGGCCUUGGAUACAUCGGCAUGUCCUGUAAACCGCACCGGCUUUAAUGAAAGGAGACGCCGUUGGUACGAUGCCAAGUCGUUAUUUGCUUUUGAGCAGGUAAGACAGACAUUUUUUUUAUUUUUUCACUUUUGUUCUGAUACUUUAUCUAGAAAAUGAUGGGUGGCAAUCGGGAUUGUACCGUAAAAACACUUUCAAAAUUACCUUGAACAAGAUGAGCAUGAAAAUCGAAAUCGUGUUUUGUGGCUUUGAAAUGUUCUCAUGGUUCAAAGCUCACUAAUGCUCAUAAGCUUAUCGUUCUAAGUUUUCAACCAGCUACUGUUGUUUGAUGAAACUGUGUAGAAUGAUUGGCGUUCCGAUUGUUCUCUCGAAGUUAUUCCGAUGGAUCUAUCGGGAACGAUCUAUCUUUAUCCUUCAUAUACCUGUCGUCUUCUGCAUCUUAAUAAGUCGAUCAGGUAAACACUCUAAACAGCAUCCCGUUUCAUUGAAGAAACUACCGAUGUCGGUCGAGUUACGGAAUACGGAUAUUUCUUCUUCCCCUUCCUUUAAAUGUCCUCGUGUACUAUACCCAUGUGAGUGGUGGGUGUAUUCACGAGGACACGGACACCCUUUCUCCUAUCCUGGUGGAUUCAACUAUUUUGCGGAUGGAGCAGUUGUGGAUGCCUAGUCGAAUUUCCCAGGCUUAAGGGAGACUCUCUUUCUCUCUCAGUGUACGUGCAUAGAAGAGAGCGACGCCGAGCAUAGCCGACGCCGAUUCUCACAGAAUGGUUCAGUGUCUCUCCGUCCUUCGUAUCCAAUGGAUGUGCAGUCUACUCCGCCCGUAGUGUCUAGUAUAACACGCACAAGAUUGCCACUUUGGUGUUUCCACUUUUGACUCUCGUCGACGACUAUCGUCUAAGCCCAUCUCUUCGCCGGUAUAUUUAUCGCUUAGUCGUCACGGCAGCAGCAGCCCUGCCGACAACAAACUUUUCUUUGGUUUGUUUUUUCUCCGUCUGUGUUGUACGACUGCGUUGCUGCUGGAAAUGGACGUUUAGUCGCAUCUAGCAUCCGUCAGCUGCCGGAGGAUCUUCUUUCUUUUGAUCAUUGGAUAUCGAUAUCGCCGAGGAAAAGCGCAUACUCCAUAACGAAAUGACAGCACAGUCACCUUGUUAAUAAAUUGAAAAAGAAGAAAGAUAAAAACAACUAUAUUGCCGGAGGCUUGUGAAUUUCAUUUCUUCGACGCCGUGACGCCUUUUUUUUCUUCUAAAAACCAAGUCGGGCGGACUGGAAUUUCCCAGAAUCAAGGGCGAAUCCUUGUGCAGAGUACACGUCCGAUUUCUCGCGAUUCAACACGACAACAAUAUCAAGGUUCUGGCGAUGCUGGACGAGGUGCUGGUGAACGAAUCGAUAUCGUGGGCGAUGAACAAAUCCAAUUGGUCGUCGCCGAUGUACGAAGAUGAUGACGAGGACGGCUACAUCGAGUACCGGGAUCGACCGGAAACGUACGUCGUUCCGAUCCUGUUCAGUCUCAUCUUUCUGGUCGGUGUCCUUGGCAACGGGUCCCUCAUCUACGUCCUGUGUCGUCACAAGUCAAUGCGCAGCGUCCCCAACACGUUCAUCUUCAAUUUGGCGCUGGGCGAUCUCCUGAUCCUCAUCUUCACGGUCCCCUUCACGUCCACCGUUUACACGCUGGACUCGUGGCCCUUUGGCGAGUUUGUCUGCAAAGCCUCUGAAUUUGCCAAGGACACGUCAGUUGGCGUUUCCGUCUUCACCCUGACGGCGCUCAGCUUCGAUCGGUACACGGCCAUCGUGCGACCCGUUCAGUCAUUUGUAAGUGGCCCAAGGUCCAAAGUGGUCACCGUCUGUCUUUUGGUCAUCUGGGUGACUUCUUUGAUACUGGCCACCCCGGCCGCCAUGUUUUCCCAUUUGAUGAAGGCCAACGGCUCCAAGAUUCCGGAUGAAGAAAGGGAAAUGGACGCCAACGGGACCUUCAUCGGGCCCAUGUUCAACGACAUUUACAUCUGCUACCCAUUUCCUCCCGAACUCGGACCCAAUUACCCCAAACUUGUCAUCCUACUCCGCUUUCUACUCCACUACUGCCUACCGUUACUCACCAUCGGAACUUUUUACGUAAUCAUGGCCUACCAUCUCCUGCGCAGCGUCCAGAAUAUCCCUGGGCAAGCGACGUUGACAACAACCGCAUCGGUGCGUCAUCGAUAUCCAGCGGAUGCUUCUUCCACCAACAAGACCAAUCCAGCUCUUUUGAUCCAGCAACAACAACAACAACAACAGCAGCAACCGAACCAGAAUCGAGCACGUCGCAAACUCGCUAAGAUGGUGCUGUCGUUUGUGGUCCUGUUUGCCGUCUGCUUCCUGCCGAUCCACGUCUUCUUCCUUUGGUUCUACUUCCAUCCGGCGGCUCUGCAGCAGUACGACGGUUUUUGGCACACCCUAAAGAUCGCCGGCUUCGUUUUGGCGUACAUCAAUUCCUGCAUCAACCCCAUCGCCCUCUAUUGCGUCAGCACCAGCUUUCGCAAGCAUUUCAACCGACUGCUCUGCUGCUGCAGCGCUGAUCGCGACGGAUCCAUCAUCAGUCGCUCUGGGCCGGUCAGCUACUGCGGCGGCUCAAUGUGCGCUGGCAAUAAUAGUCGCGGAGCUGGCACCGCCCUCAUGUCGGACGACCCCACCGUCAUCACUCACCGCUCAAACAGUCGGCGACAAAACACCAUCAGCACGUCCGUCAACCGUCGCAAUCACAACGAGAAUCACCGAAACGCAGACGAAAUCCCGCUCAAAGAAAUCCAUCAACAGCAGCAACCGCAGGCGCCGCUGGACAAACAAUCGAGUUGCUGAAAUUCAAUUUAGUCUAAUACUACAACAACGUGGAAACAAAAUCACAUUUAGAGCCUUUGAAUUUGUGGAUUUUUUUUUCCCGCUUUCACCACCCUCCCCCCCACUCCCGAUAAGCAAAUUUAACUGAUUAUAACAAAUUCAAGCUCACUCACUCGAUUUUGAAUGCCGCGCACAAACACACAACCACACACGCAAAGUUACACAUUUUUCUAUUUCUUCUGAUUUGGUUUGAACUCGGAACAGUAUAAUCCCAUUCUUGCAUUCAGGCCUGGUUAUACAGCAAGGUACGUUGUUGGUGUUGAAUUAAUCUGGUAGACACGGUAUAAUUUAGGUUGGUUGUUAUAAUAUUAUGUUGUUGUUGCUGCUGUAAAAUGUGCUGUCACCACCUCUCGUAACGCUUCGGAGCCAUUGACGUCUGUCGGAUGAAAGAACCACAGUGUUUGUCGAAUUUCGUGUUUAUUGUUUCGUCCUGGAAGGCGAAGUGUUUAUAUUUAUUUUAUUUUACUUUUUCUAUCUAGACUGUACUCAACUUUUCCCGGUUCUUCAGCUUUGUUGAUGUUGUUGUUGUAACAACCCCCCCCCCCCCCCCCCUUCCUUAAACGAAGACUAACAAAUAAACCAUAGAGCUCGCCUUUCCUGUUA
Daphnia pulicaria is the source of this 4526-nucleotide messenger RNA. RefSeq names its product neuropeptide CCHamide-1 receptor-like. Gene Ontology annotation, molecular function: neuropeptide Y receptor activity. Gene Ontology annotation, biological process: G protein-coupled receptor signaling pathway. Gene Ontology annotation, cellular component: membrane. The record is from RefSeq and is a predicted model, not a curated record. The transcript has 9 exons. NCBI's taxonomy places the organism in Eukaryota, Metazoa, Arthropoda, Branchiopoda, Diplostraca, Daphniidae. The coding region runs from base 2409 to 3884 and encodes 491 amino acids.